GCUGCAAUUGUGAAGGCAGAGGGACAACAAUCACCCAACUGUCAGGGCGCUCCGGAGCUCUUUCUGACAGUCCCCAAUCAGAUUUCAAAAUUUCAAAACUCUGUGGAAAGAAAUCAAGUCGCCGGGGCGGUCAUUGGCAGUUCGCUUUCUAAGUCAUAUAUCACCUGGAAGCCAGCUCCGUGAAAGGGCCUUCGCUUACCGCUCCUUCAGUCAGGUGGUACUGCGGUUGCAAACUCUCACAUAUUAUCUCACAGAGUGCGGGGUCUCCAUCGACUUGGCCAUCCAUUUGAGUCGCCUGAUUGACUGCUGCUCCCUAUUAACAACAAAGUCUCUAUUCGAUGUCCUACGACGAACACUAUCUUCCAUUGCUCGCUGAGGAUCCGGAAAAGGCUGUUGACACAUCCAGCGAGGAUGUAAAGGCAAGGGGUGUCCAACGUGGUGGCAUAUUCUCGCGAAAGAGGCUUAGGACGCUCCUAUAUUGGGGCCUACUCGCACUCCAGAGUUUUGCUCUUAUUGUGCUCCUCACAAGGCAGAGAUCAGUGACCCGAGCAUGUGAAGGUCAAGAAGACCUCUCUCAAACCUAUUACUCACCUGCGGAGGAAGCCCUCCAGUACGAACGCGUUACAUUUAGUAUGGGGGUUGGCAGUCAUACGACCAUAUACCAAGACGAACCUUCGGAGGCUGUCGAUCGUGCAUGGUAUGACCUGUAUAACGACUUCGGAGUCUCCAAAAUCUCGAAAGCUCAGGCCGAUCUUUUGCCUAACAAGACUGUCGCCAUUCCCGGUGAAGACGGCUACAUAGCUGGUUUGUCCGUGUUUCACCAGUUGCAUUGUCUGAAUGUGAUUCGCCGGAGCCUACGACCGGAUUAUUAUGCAGACCCGAUUACGGGUGCGAUUGCUGGUAUCAUGCCGAACAAAUUAUCAGAGCAUAUCAGCCAUUGCAUUGACGACCUUCGACAAAGCGCCAUGUGUUCGGCCGACAUAAGUGUAAUCGUGUGGCAGGAAAAUGGCGACAACAACACCACGGCACAGGCAAGUCCAAGAAUGGACUCAGCACACACCUGUCGCAAUUUCACCAGAAUCGUGGACUGGGCUAAAGGACACAAGAGUGGUGUCAAGCCUGAGUAAUCCAUUCAAACCUAACUUUAUGAGCGUUUGUGGUAGCGAGUAUGACUUUCCCUCAACUGUCCAUGUCUCCACUCUCGUGACCGAUAUCUUUGACUCCUUUCAACAAUUUAGUCCGGUUCUAUCAGAUAUCCUCAUUAGAGCCUAAAUGACACCCAUAUAUCUUGC
Messenger RNA from Somion occarium, 1292 nucleotides. The record is from the annotation of a GenBank genome assembly. Lineage: Eukaryota; Fungi; Basidiomycota; Agaricomycetes; Polyporales; Cerrenaceae.